This is a messenger RNA of Toxorhynchites rutilus septentrionalis, 4893 nucleotides long. RefSeq names its product ATP-binding cassette sub-family C member 11-like. The record is from RefSeq and is a predicted model, not a curated record. Gene Ontology annotation, molecular function: ATP hydrolysis activity; ABC-type transporter activity; ATP binding. Gene Ontology annotation, biological process: transmembrane transport. The transcript has 9 exons. Gene Ontology annotation, cellular component: membrane. The coding region runs from base 666 to 4766 and encodes 1366 amino acids. NCBI's taxonomy places the organism in Eukaryota, Metazoa, Arthropoda, Insecta, Diptera, Culicidae.
UUCGUUUAUGUUUUGUGAUUUUAGUUCUGCUUCACGAAUACGAUGGCAGUGAUUUUUUAAUGUUGCAUGGAAUGAUCAUACGAUAUGAUAUUUUACAAGCCUGGCCUCAAACGGAAAACUGAUGGUAAUUUUUUCAAUAGGACGCUUUCCAGUAUACUGUUCCAACGAAGAGUUUCUCUCCGGUUAACGUCGAAUACCGUUCUAUCAGAUGCAAAAUGAAUAAUUACCCCGAAGUAUAUCACCUAGCCAAUAUAAAAAAGGGUUCUUUCAAUAUCUUAUCUGUGCCGAUAAUGUCAUAAAUACCGGUGGAAAUGUGCAGUGCAUUUGCCAAAGCAGAAUUCCCGGUUGACUAAUAAUAGCUUUAUCAGUUUCGCCGUGUUCUUAUCGCGUGGCGGCCACUUACCGCUUGAUUUAGUUUGGCACUAUCAUACCUCGGAGGAACUCGUGCAGUAUGUCAGUGGUCAUCGUCACGAACAGGAGGGCGAUCGCAUUUACGUUUGUUUUGGCUUUUGCUCUCAGCUACUCGCAUUGAGUGAAUCACCGGAUAGUGAAGCGUUUUGCGCGUGACAACCUCAACAAGUGAUGUCAUUAACUGUGUAGUAAUUUUUGCAAUUGCUUCGUUCCGAACAAACCAUCCGCUAACAUGGAUGUAGUAGACCGAAGCGAUGCCUAUACUUUUCGGAGGUGCGGUUCUAAUUUCGCGCACACUUGUAUACAAACGCGUACAUUGUUGCAUGUAUUCGAAACCAUAUUUUUCCCAUUUCAUAACCUUGACCAUCCUCACGUCUACCGGCAACGAAACUCCCUACGGUUGUAUGAAAUCCGAGUCAAUUGGCAGUUUGACGGAGGCAGAAACAUCCAUAGCAGAUCCGAAGAAUGUGAAACGCCGAGUCCGGCACCAUGUCCGCAGCGCACGGGUCAACUCGGCCUACACACCUCAUAAUCGAUUAUCGCGCUACAAAACCGCUCUCAAUAGCAUUAUCCCUUUCCGGGCAGUCAACACUGGCACAACUGACCUCCCAGUGGACAACGUGGGCUGCAUAUCAAACAGUUCCUUCGCAUGGAUCCGCAAAUUUAUCAUUUCUCCGUCUCAGCUACGAAAUUACCAGAGCUUACCAACAAAUUCCCGCACCACCAGUCAAAGUGACAUCUUCCUACUCCCAAAGCGACCAUACAGUGACAGCUGCGAGAUAAAUUGUCGACGGUUGCUCGGAAUCUACAAGGACGAGGAAACUUUGAAAGGCCGGAAAAGGAUUUCUAUGUUUAAAGUCACCUGGCGCUUCGUUAGAACGCGGCUGCUAAUUGCCUCGUUGUUCCACUGUCUAGCGAUCCUACUGACGUUUUUGGGUGUAGCAUUAUUCUCAAAUCUGACAGUAGAAUCUAUGCAAACGGUGGUGGCAAAAAGCUGCCAAAAUUGUGCAGCAAUUUCAAAUUGCUCAAACGCUCCAUCUGCCAUACUAGAAAUAUCGUUUGAAAUGAAUCGGAACACAUGCAAUAGCACAGCCCAAAUCGUCCCAUCAGAUGGUUUAGGUAAUCGAUUACUUCUCUCGCUGGGACUAUUCCUGUGCUAUCUGUCAGCCAUGAUCUUCAUCGGUGUUAGAAAUUGGCUUAAUCUUAGAACGGCAAUACGUCUACGAACAGCCGUUUUAUCUUCUAUUUACAAACGAGUGAUGAAAAGUAGCAUUGCAAAUUGUGUUUCGGCUCAUCAAAUAAUGACUGCCGCUAACGAGGAAAGCGACGCGAUCCUUCAGAUAGUAGAAGCCCUUGUGCAGUUGAUCGGCGUUACCUUCGGGUUUCUGUUGGCUUUUCUAACCGGCUUCAUUCUGCUUCCUUUUUCUGGGAUGCUUCCCCUACUUGGCAUACUUCCUCUCCUGCUGCUGCUACUUACAACGGGAAAUGUUUCGAAGAAAUAUUAUAGAAAAUUUGUGGCAUACGGUGCAAAUAAAAUUUCAAUUCUUGAAGACAUUUGUACUAAUUUUAAGAACGUUAAAUCACUACAGUUCGAGUCUAUCUUCGUUGACUGGUUCUUAACCUGUCUCCACGCCCAGUAUAAUGCACUCCAAUGGAGCAUUGUAUACGCAGCAAAAUUUUCCGGAGGAGUCACUUCGGCGCUUCUCGUUGGCGGCCUUUAUCUAAUUUGGUGCGACACCAACAUCAAAACGGAAAGUACCGAAGUGUUGAUUCUGUUGUUGAUUUUCGCCCAUCACGUCCAGAAAUUAGUGCUGGACUUUUGCAAUUGCGUACACAUCCUUCUGCGUGGUAAUGCAACACUCGAUAAGCUGAAGCAAUGUUAUCAACUCUCCAUGCCGGAUAAUGUACGGUUGAAGCCGAGCAGGGAACAUUUGGUGAUACAAGUUAACAACGUCGAGGCUUCAUGGACCCAAGAUAAGAGUGGACGAAACACACAGUUCAGAUUACAUCUGGAAAAUUUCGAAAUAGUGCGUGGUCAGAUAAUCGGAGUGACAGGAAGCUCUGGCGGUGGAAAAACUACAUUACUACAUACGAUACUGCGUAAUACGGAAGUACAGAAGGGGAAGGUACUCCAACGUGGGAAGAUGGCAUACUUUCCUUCGAAACCUGUGCUGCUAAAUGCCAGUGUAAAGGAUAAUGUGCUGUUUGGGGAGGCAAUGGACCCACAACGCUAUUACCUAGCCACCCACACAAUGAUGCUGAACGAGGACACUCUGCAAGCACCCGGCUCAGACGAUAUACCGAUACCGUAUCUGGAGCUAACCGGAGAACAGUUGGAGAGAAUUGCGCUUGCUCGUGCUAUCUAUUGUCACCGACAGAUCGUGCUUCUGGAUGAACCUCUGAACUGUUGCGCCAAUCGCGAGCAGUCGUUCAAACUUUAUCUACAGAUGAUGAACACUUUUCGGCAGGAUAAUAAAACUGUUAUCCUGGUAACACAAUUCGACGAGUAUCUGCGGUAUUGUGACCGGGUUUUCCGGAUUGAAAACGGAACCAUUUACCGUGAAGGAAGUUACGCUGAAAUUCUGAACAUGCCGUCACACCUUGAAAUGACACGUCAAUCCAAUAUUGAAACUGCCUGCCGUAACGGCUGGGAACUGUAUGAAGGAAGCGACCCAACGGGUCUCAAUAUCGCGAACCAUACCCAUUUCAAAGUGAAUCGACGAUCCAAGAGGAUAAGUGAUGGAUCCAUCGAAAUUGACCCGGUUGCUUGCGAUCAGCUCAAACACAGAAAACUACUGCGCGAUGUUCGAAGUUUCUCGCCAUGUGAUUACAUUAUGCUCGUAUUCAUGCACUUGAUCAACAGCUUGCUUUACUUCGGUCCUAUAUUCACGCUUGUGAUCAUCGUUGAACAAGGUGACAUCAAUCCGUGGCUGAGCACCAUUUGUUUAGGCGUGAUCGUGUGCACCUUCUUCAUGGAUAAUAUCUGUAAAGCAUAUGUAGCUCGAGUUAUGGCGAAUCGAAAUAAGGCAUAUCAAUCUGCUCUCUUGAAGGCAUUACUGGAUUGUUCGCUGACGUAUCUACAAACUACAAGUAUCUCCGUUGUGCUGGAUUUAUUCAGUGACAUCAUAUCGGCAGGGUUCGUUCAAAUCGACAGUGGUAUACACCAUGCAUUGAUCGUUCUUUUUUCCGCGGCACUGCUGAUAAUCGCCAAUUACUGGGCCGCCUUCAUAGUGGCCACUUUGUUUGUGACUGUCGCCUUACUGACCCACUAUUUGAAAUACAGUCUACAGCAUCUGUACGGUCAUGAGCAACUCUCAAGGAGACGCAUGUUCUCGAUCCUGACAAAUCAUUUGGCUGGCCGCGUCGUUAUCCAGUCCUAUGACCACGUGUCCAGCUUUGCGCAUGAAUUUUACAGCAACGUAGAAGAGAACAGUACCGCCAUUUUCAUGUACAAAUCGAUACAUCUGUUCGCUGAAUUCUGGCUGCAAUUCACUGCCUGGUUCCUGUGUAUGCCUGGGCUCCUGCUGAAUGUACUGCUAACACCGCAAUCCGAACUGUCGAUUCAUAGAUAUACCCUGGCAAUGUUUUCCUACUUGUCUUUGGUUCAUGGAUUGCAUAAACUGAUAGAAAGCAUACUGGCAGCCAUAGUCGCCACUAAGAGAAACGAUGUUCUAAGAUCUAACAUAAUGGAACUUCCGAACGUGGAAAUAGCUCAACACACCGCGACCUUAACCGAAUCGAACAUCGGAUUAACGGUAAGCUUCAACGACAUAGUAUACCGCGUAGCGAACCGGAAACUUCUGAAGAUUUCAAAGCUCAACGUUCAGGGCGGAGAGACGGUUGCGAUUACCGGUAAUGGAAGCAAACUUAUUGUUCCGCUUCUGUGUCGAAUCCUUUCCCCCAGUCAAGGAACGGUACGGUUGAAUCAGCUGGAUAUAGCCAAACUUGAUGUCGCCCAGCUUCGGGCACAAAUCGGUGUGAUUCCAGCCAAUCCUAUCGCCAAUGGUAUAUCGAUUGAUGCGUUCCUGAACGAGGGAGGUACAUUCCGUUCGGACCAUAUCAACGACGUGCUGAAGGAGGUUAAAUUAUUUGAGAGCAUCGCACGGCUACCGAAUAAAUUGCUAGACAGCGUCUGUAUGCUUCCGCCGAAGGACCGACAGUUAUUGUGUUUGGCAAGGUGCUGUCUGAGAAAGCCAUCGCUUCUAAUGGUGGAACAUAUCCACCCGGAUAUUUGCGAGAUUGUGGGUACGGCAAUCAGAGCAAAGUUCAUCGAACAAACGGUUAUCAUCAUCUGCUCUCACGAGAUUCAGUACAGGGGGACAUGCGAAAAGUUGAUCAACCUAGAUGAAGUGUGAAUGUGAACAGUACGAACUGUGUGGUCGCAUUCCGGAUACAAUGACAAGACAGACUUUUUCUAAAGUCGAAUACUUUAUUUAUAUUCAUGGAAAAAAGAAUCACAAAUCGUUUACAAAUAAAUAAAUA